This is a messenger RNA of Miscanthus lutarioriparius, 507 nucleotides long. The record is from the annotation of a GenBank genome assembly. NCBI's taxonomy places the organism in Eukaryota, Viridiplantae, Streptophyta, Magnoliopsida, Poales, Poaceae.
AUGAAGCUAACAAAAGAGCUCCUGGAGCAAGCCGGGUUCGGCCCCGUGAAGGAGGACCACAGCCGCGGGCUGGACCACGGCGCCUGGGUGCCGCUGAUGCUCAUGUACCCGGACGCCGACAUCCCCGUGUGCCAGCUGUCGGUGCAGACCGGCCGCGACGGCACGUACCACUACAACCUCGGCAAGGCGCUGGCGCCCCUGCGGGAGGAGGGCGUCCUCGUCCUCGGCUCCGGCAGCGCCACGCACAACCUGCGCAAGAUGGGCGCGUUCGACGCGCCCGUGCCGCAUCGCCGCCGGCCUUGGCUAUCGAUCAGGUACGAGGACGCGAACCGGUACGAGGAGAAGGCGCCGCACGGGAGGGUGGCGCACCCGUCGCCGGACCACUUGUACCCGCUGCACGUCGCGCUCGGCGCCGCCGGGGACGCCGCCAAGGCGGAGCAGAUCCACCAGUGCUGGACCAACGCCACCAUCUCCUACGCGUCCUACAGGUUCACCACCAAUAGCUGA